GUUCCGUGGGCUGCGGGUAAACAGCGCCCGGCGGCGGCCGCGCCGGUCGGAGUUUCCCGGGUACGCGCCACAGUCGGCGCCGGGCUUUGGGCUCUGCUGUCGCUGCAUCGGCGGGGGACGUCCUUCCCUGGAAAAGCUGCCCCAAGUCCAGGAAAAACAAAAUGAAGGAACUAGUGUCAAACAGUACAACCAGUAUAUCGCAAGCCAGGAAAGCUGUGGAGCAAUUAAAAAUGGAAGCAUAUAUGGAUAGAAUGAAGGUGUCCAAGGCUGCAGCAGAUUUAUUGGCAUAUUGUGAUGCACACAUUGGAGAAGAUCCCCUUAUUAUUCCUGUGCCUGCAUCUGAAAAUCCCUUUAGGGAGAAGAAACUCUUUUGUACUAUCCUUUGAGUCUGUUUUUAAUUAAAAAUGUGUCCUGCUAAAAUUUGGUAUCGGUGUUGCAUGCUUUUAGCAUUUUUUUCUUCAGAUAUCUAUACUUACCUUAUAACUAUAAUAUUUUUCAGAGGUAGUACAUUUUCUGCUAAAAAAAAAAUUUAGAUUAAAAAAAAAACCUAAAAAAUUCAAGGUGAUCCUUCUCUUUGAGAACAAUGUACAAGUUUAAUUUCAGUUCUUCAUAAAUAUUCUUUUGGUCCUAAUGAAAGUGUUGAGUACAGUAUCAAAUUGUAGAUAUCUUUGCCAGUCAUAGAUUUUUUCUGAGACCUAAAUGAGUCAUACCAAUUCUUGAAGCUAUUUUUAACAUUCUUGUUUUCCUUGGAAGGUGAAUUUAAUUCAUUUGCCUUUAAAAAUUUCUAUCGAAAGAGUAGUGUGACCUCUGCCUCAAGUAGCACUAUUUAGGAAAAGAUCCCAGUAAUUUACAAUGUGUGGAAUGAUUAAUCUUACACAGUAAGUGGUGUUUUCUGAAGACUGUAAGAAACUUGACUGCAAAAAGAAUCUUAGUAAAGCAACAUUGUAACUACAAGCAGAAUGAAGAUGUAUAGUUACACAUCAGGACUGAAUCAAUAAAACUGUAGAAAAACAUA
This is a messenger RNA of Myiozetetes cayanensis, 1015 nucleotides long. It is a transcript of the gene GNG4, whose product is annotated as G protein subunit gamma 4. The record is from RefSeq and is a predicted model, not a curated record. Gene Ontology annotation, biological process: G protein-coupled receptor signaling pathway. Lineage: Eukaryota; Metazoa; Chordata; Aves; Passeriformes; Tyrannidae. The transcript has 3 exons. Gene Ontology annotation, cellular component: heterotrimeric G-protein complex. The coding region runs from base 162 to 386 and encodes 74 amino acids. Gene Ontology annotation, molecular function: G-protein beta-subunit binding.